This is a messenger RNA of Mizuhopecten yessoensis (Yesso scallop), 4836 nucleotides long. Its product is annotated as ubiquitin-conjugating enzyme E2 Q2-like. Bases 137 to 1255 code for a protein of 372 amino acids. The record is from RefSeq and is a predicted model, not a curated record. The transcript is spliced from 12 exons. NCBI's taxonomy places the organism in Eukaryota, Metazoa, Mollusca, Bivalvia, Pectinida, Pectinidae.
AACUUCUUCGCCAUGUUUCCUUGAUCAUAACAUUGCCAUCCUAAAGAAACUUUUUGUUUAAUUUUGAGGAUGUCUUAACUGCAACUGUCUCUGCUGAUUCGUAAUUCCAAAUGAAUUUACCACGAACGGACCAGCCAUGGCGUGUUUAGAAAAUCUGAAACAGGACAUACGGAUCCUGGAGAGCACUUUCCCUAGACAAAACGAACGGUUUCAGAUUCUGACAGUCUCGGUUGACGAGAUAUCUUGUCGAUUUAUCGACAGAAAUGGUGACAAACAUCGUAUUCACGGCAAUAUUACGGAGACAUAUCCACAGAUGGCUCCAAUGUGGUACAUAGACGAUGAUGAUAGCUACAUCAGUGCUGCAAUCCAAGAACUGGAGAGAGCCCCACCUACCAAAAAUAACAUUUUGCAACAAGUGAAGAUGUUGGUAACAACACUUUGUCGCCUGAAUGAAGUCCCUGUACCUGAGGCCAUGUCCCACAUAGACCAUGCACUAACAGAAAGGGGCAUGGUGAUUUCUGAUGAGGACGAGGAUGACGAAGACGAGGAACAGGAAGUAGAAGAUGAUGAUGGAGAGGAGGAAGUUUGUCACGACGACAUGGAGGAAGAUCCUCAAAAUGACCAGAGAAUGAAGGCGGAGGUAGCUGGUAUUGACACAGACAAUUUAAUGGUAUUGGAACGACUGAGACAGAAUCAAAGACAAGAUUAUCUCAAGGGUUCUGUGUCAGGGUCCGUGCAGGCUACAGAUCGUCUGAUGAAAGAGUUACGGGAUAUUUAUCGCUCAGACAGUUUUAAAAAAGGAAUUUACACAGUUGAUCUAGUCAAUGAUUCACUUUAUGAAUGGAGUAUAAAGUUAAAAAAAGUCGAUCCAGAUAGCUCUUUGUACACUGAUCUUCAAACCUUCAAGGAAAAGGAAGGCAGGGACCAUAUUCUUCUUAAUUUUACUUUUAAGGACAACUACCCUUCCGAGCCGCCAUUUGUACGAGUGAUAACCCCUGUAUUACAAGGAGGCUAUGUGCUGGGAGGAGGGGCCAUCUGUAUGGAGCUUCUGACACGACAGGGGUGGAGCAUAGUAUACAGUAUGGAGUCGGUUAUCAUGCAGAUUGCAGCAACACUUGUGAAAGGGAAAGCUAGAAUCCAGUUUUCUGCGUCAAAGAAUCAGUACAGUCUAGCUAGAGCCCAACAGUCUUUCAAAUCUUUAGUGAAGAUUCAUGAAAAAAAUGGAUGGUUCACUCCUCCAAAAGAAGAUGGUUAAGAAGUACUUAUGGCUGGGUUUUUUUCUGUGACAUUUAAAAUCAUCAACAUGCUGAGACUUUCCUAACGGAGAAUCACCUUUGUUGCCUACUUUGCAGUACAUUGUGUCCAUGUACUGAUGAACAUUCUAGAACGCAUUUCUUGGAGAAAUGGAUUCAUCGUCAUAUGCAGCAUCAGUCAGUUUUCUUCUCGUCAGCUGAGUAUGUUUGAUGUACCCACAUCAGUCACCCGUGAACCUGGCUACAUCAGUGUUUAUAGAAGACAGUCUGCACCAAUACAGACUUAAUUAGUAUUGUAAGCCAGACCCUGAAUCCUCAAAUACAGACUCCAGAUUGUUUGUUCCUCAUAUUGCAAAGCCUAUAUUUAUUGAUAUGUAGUUAGGUACACUUAGAAGUUUCGACCAUGUCUUAUCAACAGGAACGCUUUUGUAAGGUUAGCUUUAGUUGUCAUAUGUGUAGCAUAUCAUAAGAAUAAUAGGCUAAACUGCGGGCAUUGAUCACUAAAAGAUUUGAACGUAAUUAAGAUAUUUGGAGAGGUGUGAUUUUGAUGUAACAAAACUAUCCAUUUGAAGGAGACAAAAAAUGGGGAAAUUAAAGCUCAUAGAAAGUAUAUUACAGAAUUAGUUUUUCGAACAGUUGCUAUGUACUUACCAAAAAGUGAUAUGUACAUUAUAACAUUUUUGCAUAUAAACAAAGUUACAUGUGUCAAAUAAAAACAUCUUCCCCUGAAUAUUUCUUUUUUCCUGAGAUUGAGUGUGUUUUUUUUAUCUGCAUUGGUUUUUCUGCUGUUGCCAAUUCAUGGUUGUUCUUGUGAUGUGCUACACAAUAAAUUGUACGGAGGGUUUGAAAACUGCACUAGGCAAUCGUAAGGUUGUAAGAGCGGGAGAUUGUGAAUAAAAAAUAAUUUGCGACAGGUGAAAUAAGCGAUUUUAUGGUGAAUGUGUAAAUUGUGUGUGUCAGCGGAUCGUAAGUAAGUGAGUCAGCAUAUUGUAUAUUGUUUUUGUAUGAGAAUUUACAUGUUUAUGUCAUGCCAGACAGAUUAUAUUAUCGUAGCUGACAUUUCCAGGUUAGGAGUUUUGGAUGGAAUUCUAGUCUUGAACUUGUUCAUCUCCAUUUGAAUGAUAUUCAUCUUCCACAUGGUAUAUAUUGAAUUAUUUGAGACUUCCUACAGAUUUUUUUCAUUUUUUUUUGUUCACUUUUGUUUUCAUUCAUUUCUUCUUAACUUGCACAAAAUUUAACAAUAUGACGGCUCAAAUUUCAUAUCCAUCAUCAAUACAAAGAACUAAGUGUAAGUUCUUGGUAUCAUACCUUGACGAUUACAAUUGGUUGAUCACAUUUUAAUGUUUUAAACAAUUUCUUAACUUCUGUAUAAUAAACUUACUUGUAAUGGACGGAAAAGAUAAUAUCUGGAUAAUGUAGAAAAAUAUGUCAAAUUGACAAUCCGUUAACAGCUAACACUUGUGUGACUUAAUGUGGGCUGCCAGAAGAGCUUUAUUGCCCUGCCAAAAAUGGUUCGGGUGGUUGGACCACUGUUAAUCAUUUAUGAAAUAAUGAAAGACCAAUUUGGAAGCCUGGGCAGUCAAUGUUACCGAAGAGUUUUUUUGCCUCCCAGAAAUGGUUUGGGUGGUCAAACAUUCAUGAAAUGGGGAUGGACCAAGUUUUGAGGACGAGUGAAGACGAGUAUUAACAUUUACAGGCCUGCUCAGGUUUGAAAGUGUAAAGGGAUAUAACUCCUGAAACAUUAAGUUCAUGUGAUAUUCAGUGAUUUGCAAACUCUAAAUGGAGAAUGUAUCUCUCAGUAAAUAAUGCAAUUCUUUUUGUCUGGUACAUGAUGAUUAGGCAUACAGCUGUUAACAAAGGUCAGCAUAGUAAAGCAAAUAAUGUAAUUUUCUAAUUUUCCCUUUUAACCCAAUUUUCUGUUUUAUUUAAUAUCUUAAGUGACUUCUUAUCAUAAGCAUACUUUUAGUUGCAUUCAUUUCCAUUAUAAUAUAUCAAAAGAAAUUCUCGUUUACUCCAUUUGUUGAGUUUAGAAACAAUGUUUUCUGCUGAUUUGAGAACAAGACAUCAUACACUGUGAAAUUGGUGAAAUUGGUGAAAUAUGUCAUGUUAUUCUGUUGUUAUAUGCAUAUAUGGUAUUGCUGUUGAAUGAAAAUCUACCUAUUUUGAUGCUGGAAUCCAGGUAAACAGCACAUUGUAAGACAACAUUAAUGUACUAAAUUGGUUGUCAAAAGCAGUUUGAAAUAUGUAUAUUGACACUUUUUUGUGGAUUUACAAAUGUAAUACAUGUCCAUUUAACAAAAAACCCAUGAAGUAGUGAUUGAGCUUCUAUGAAAAAUUUCACACAUCCAUGCUUGUAUACACAGGGGCUUGUGCUUUCUCUUUGUAAUACACGUGUACUUGGGAUGUGUUUAUAACUGUUGUUCAACAAACACAUGUAUUUUCUGCUCCAAUAGUUUCACUAGAUGCAUGAAAAAAAUUAUACUGCUCCAAUAGUUUCACUAGAUACAUGAAAAUCUCACAAACAAUAGCCCAACAUUCAUAGGAAAUACAUUUUUUGAAGGUUUCACACCAGGAAGUAUUAUUUUAAGUACCUAACUGAUGGCGUUGCUAAAAUGAGAGUUUUGGAAAUGUUUGAUGGUUUUCGAUCCACUUGUGUGCUAUGUUUCUGCACACUAGAAAUGUUGGGGCUAACGCUUUCUUACCUUCACUGCACUCCUGGAAUAUAUAGUGACGAAAUUGAAGGCUUCAACAUUUGGAUGAUAGAAAUAGAUACAUGCAUUUGAUACUUUGAUGUACAUGGAAAGGAUCAAACUUCAGCUUUAUGGUAAAAGUGACUGACUUUGAAGUUGAAUGUUCUCACCGGACAGGUAUCAUCCCAGUGACUGGCCAAUUAUUUUACCUAAAGCUAAUGAAAUAGCUAACUGUAUUCCUUGAUUUUACCAUGACAUAUUCCAGGUGUGCAGAGAGCAUUGGUGAGCGUAACCGAAGGGAUUUUGAGGUUGACCAAACUGCCACAUGCAACAUUUUUCAUGCAUGGUAAUUUGUAAAUGGCUGAACUAUUUUUAUGACACAAUUUGAAUGUAUAGUUUAAAAAAAAGAUAUAGAAAACCUGAAUACAAAAUGUUUAAGGUUGGAGAUAUUUCUUAGCAGAGGUCUUCACUGGAGUCGCCAUAAUUACGAAUGAGAUUUUGAAAAAUAGUGCAUCACUAUAUGGGAAAUCACAAUUAUAUUGUUUGUUUGGACAUGUACUGACAUCUUCACAAGUAGCUGACAGCAGAACUAUAGGGAAUCUUUUGACAAUCACAACUGUUGUCUUGUAAUUUAUUGUGUGCAAAAGCUGACUUUCGUUUUUAAAGGAUUGGAUAACAGUUUUUAACAAUGGUUCUUCUAAGAAAUAUGACCCCAAACAGUUGUACUGCCUCACCUCCUGUUUUUAGUAAUCAUGUAUACCACUUGUGUAAGUGAUUCUUUGAGCUAUUUGUUAAUUAAUGUCUUGUGUCACGGGCAACAGAAGCUGCUGACAUUAAUAUGUUAUAUACGAAUUGUACCACUGAAACAGAAGUCAAUAAAUUAAAUAAAAGAA